AUGAGACAUGCAGCAUCAACGGUCCUCGCUCUCCUCUUCCCCGCCUUGAUCCUUCUCCAUCUCCUCGCCGCCCCAUACACCAAGGUCGAGGAGUCCUUCCAUAUCCAAGCGGUGCGAGAUAUCUUGGCCCAUGGUCUGCCUCGCAGCCUCGAGCUACAGCGCGCCAGUUAUGACCAUUUCGCCUUUCCUGGGGCCGUGCCCCGGACGGCCAUUGGUGCCGCUGUCCUCGCCAAGCUGUCGCAGCCGGUGGCAUGGUUGAACGAAGGGAUCAAUGGGCAGAUCUUAGUAUUAGCUCGCGCAAUCCUGGGCCUUUUCAAUGCCUUCGCCUUGGCCGUCUACGCCCACGGCCUCCGGCGCAGCUUCGGCCAGCCGGUGGCAGUCUGGUAUAUUCUCCUACAGGGUAGCCAGUUCCACCUCCUGUACUACGCGUCGCGACCUCUGUCGAACAUGUUCGCCUUUGGGCUGACGACACUCUCCAUGCGGUAUCUUCUGCCAGAACCUAUUCCUAGCGCACGAGACCGCAGCCGUGCCCGUCGCGCGCUGUUCCUGCUCACUGUCGCCGGAGUGAUCUUCCGCUCUGAGCUGGCGCUGCUCGUGGCAACGCAGACGAUCUUCCUGCUGGCGACACGCCGCAUCCGGCUCUCCCCGGAUGCCGUGUCUGCAGGCCUGCUUGGCCUCGGAACCGCCGUGCUAGCUACCGUCGUGAUCGACUCCCAGUUCUGGCAGCGGUUCCCGCUUUGGCCCGAGUUGGAGGCGUUCCGCUUUAAUGUCGUUUCUGGCCAGUCCUCAGCCUGGGGCACCGAGCCGUGGUUCUUUUAUUUUGUGAAUGCGCUGCCGCGCCUUCUCCUCAACCCACUGAUUUACCUCCUCGCCAUUCCCGUUGCACUCCGGCAGCCUGCUACCCGGCAGCCUGUGGCGUCGCUGCUUGUGCCGUCUCUGUCCUUCGUCGCGCUGUACAGCUUCCAGCCUCACAAGGAAUGGCGGUUUAUCGUCUAUGGUGUGCCGCCCCUCACUGCCGCCGCUGCCCUGGGUGCCGCGUACCUGUGGACUCGCCGUGCACGUUCCCUCUUCGCCCGCUCUGCAUCUCACCUCCUGGCAAUAUCUACUCUCGCCGCGUUCCUGCUCUCGAAUUUGGUUCUUCUUCCAGCCUCCGCGGCGAACUAUCCAGGCGCACAGGCCCUAUUUGCCCUGCAAAACCAUCACUUCCACUCCCCUUCCCCAAACAUCCUUCCUCCAUCCACCAACGUCUCCGUUUACCUCGGCAACCUCGCUUGUCAAACAGGCAUCACCCGUUUUCUGCAAGACCAAGCACCGGGAUGGACGUACGACAAAACCGAGGACGAGCAUGUCAAGUCUUCACCCGCUUUCUGGGACCGCUUCGACUAUGUUCUCGUCGAGGCUGCCUUGGAUCCUAAUUACCGGGAUAACGACGAAGUUCGUCUGCGACACGCACUCCCAGGCUCGGAGUGGGAGACCGUGCUCGUAGUCGAUGGUUUUGCCGGCCUGUCCGUUCUGAGGCCCGGCUCGCCUGCGACUGGGGUUGUCGAGCGUAAAGUCUUACAGAUGCUAGGUGGUGGACGUGCAGUGGAGACGUUUGACGCAGUGCGAGAAUAUGUGCGCGAGGUUUUGCUGCGUGGGUGGUGGGUUGAGGUGCGGAUGAGGCCGAAGAUUAAGGUGCUGCGGCGAGUGAAGGGGAUAUGA
Penicillium alfredii is the source of this 1701-nucleotide messenger RNA. RefSeq names its product dolichyl-P-Man:Man(7)GlcNAc(2)-PP-dolichol alpha-1,6-mannosyltransferase. Bases 1 to 1701 code for a protein of 566 amino acids. The transcript is spliced from 3 exons. Gene Ontology annotation, cellular component: endoplasmic reticulum membrane. The record is from RefSeq and is a predicted model, not a curated record. Gene Ontology annotation, molecular function: alpha-1,6-mannosyltransferase activity. Lineage: Eukaryota; Fungi; Ascomycota; Eurotiomycetes; Eurotiales; Aspergillaceae. Gene Ontology annotation, biological process: protein N-linked glycosylation.